UUCGGCCCGAUUUUAUAUUCAAUUCGACGUCAGGUCGCAGUGCUCGUCACCCAACAUCAACUCCAACGGUCACUUGCCUUUUCGCAACGAAUAGCAAUCGACGAAGAAGAUUAUUAAUAAUAGGAAUGCCGUAAAACCCUAGAAAUCUCCCCGAAAGGUCAAAUCGCUCGGCUUCUCCAUUGUUCUGAGCGAUCGAUUGUGCUUCCGAAGAAGCCAUGGAUGCUGCUCCUUGAUCAGGAGUCGUCGUCUCUCCUUCACCAGCGGACUUGAAGCCUUUUGAGAGAGAGAGAGAGAGAGAGGGAGGGGGAGGGAGGGAUGGGUUGCUUCCUCGCUUGCUUCGGUUCGUCGAAAGAUGGGAAGCGGCGGAAGCAGAGGAGGAAAGUCCAGCCUCGCGACCACCGGAAUUCGGGUAGCCGGCCGGUUCAGUGCACCAUUUCGGCCGGGCAAGAAAUCCGGGCGAAACCAGUUACUUCGGUUUCUGAUGUGCUUGAUAAGCCUGAGGAGCCAUUGAGCUGCAGUACCCGGAAGAAAGUAACAUUUGAUUCGAAUGUUAAAACAUAUGAGCAUGUUUCGCCUCCUGAUGAUGAUGAUGAUGAUGCUGGAGAAGAAAAUUUACAGGAGAGUCGAGUUAUGGUCGAAUCAGAUGAUAACCUUAAAAGUCAAGCUCAGUGUGCUUCUGAGGAUAGCUCGGUUGCAUCCAGCGUCAGGUCUUACCCUCCAAACCACAGGUACCAGAACUGUAGAGACAGCGACGAUGAAGAUGGGGACUUAGAUUGCAACGUGAGUGAUCUGACUGAUGAUGAUUAUGAUGACGACCACGACGAUGUGGAUGAAGGUCAGGACUCUAAUGAGAUAUAUGAGGGCGAUGAUGAGAUCGAAGAAACAAGGGCAGUUCGCCCAACCCCUAGGGAGGUCUGCAAUCCUGAACAUAUGUGCCGCGAAUCUCCUGCAGUGGAGAUAAACCUGACUAAGUUGAAUGUCAAUGCUCGAGAUAGGAGCGAGUACAUCCAUUCAGUGUUGAAUCCGGUCGAAAAUCUAACUCAAUGGAAGGCCGUGAAAGCGAAAGGGACACCAUCGCUGCCGAAGCAACGGAAGGAGAAUUUGAGCUUCGACCAAGAAGCUAGGAUGUCAUUCGACGCCACACCAGCUUUGGAGGAAGUAUCAUUCAGUUUCAAGGCAAAACAAAAUGAGCCGAAGAAAUCUACCCAAGAAGUACCGGUGGAUGCUAGCCUUUCUAACUGGUUGCCUUCCUCAGUAACUAAGCCGAUUGAAAAGAAGGGCGCAAUGGGUUUGGAUUCUGUCCAAGUCGAGACAAGUGUGUUAAAAGGAUUUAUGAGCUCACCGAGGAGCCAAGAAGAUAGACCAAUUCUAGGUGCAUUGACUGUUGAGGAACUCAGACAGUUUUCAGCCAAGUCUUCACCAAGGAGGUCACCAAGCAGAAGUCCUGACGAGAUGCCCAUAAUCGGGACUGUCGGAACAUACUGGAGCCAGUCGGAUUCGGCCAGCGAUUGUCACUCAACUGCUUCUUUCAAAGGAAUACCAAACACCACCAGCAAAUACAGAGAGGAUAAGAAAGUGAAUUGGCACUCCACCCCUUUUGAGACAAGGUUGGAGAAAGCAAUAAACAGGGGAGCUGGUCAUCUAUAAUCUGUUCACACUCAUUUUGCAGGUUUCUUGAGAUGGUUUGUGUGUGCUCGAGUUUGUCAUUCUUUACAUUCGUUUUGUAAAUUCGAAUCCACUUGGUGUGUGGUGGUAUAUGGUUGGCUGAUUUAAUUUGCUUUCUGCUGUUCCAUGUUUGUACAAUUUGAUCUAUCCCGGCUAUAUAUCCUGUGUGAUAUAAAAAAGUUGAUGCUGGACAGAUACAGUGAGAUGGGUUUUCCUAUUGAGAUUGAAAAUCA
This is a messenger RNA of Rhodamnia argentea, 1898 nucleotides long. Its product is annotated as nuclear polyadenylated RNA-binding protein 3. The transcript is spliced from 4 exons. Lineage: Eukaryota; Viridiplantae; Streptophyta; Magnoliopsida; Myrtales; Myrtaceae. Gene Ontology annotation, biological process: male meiosis II. The record is from RefSeq and is a predicted model, not a curated record. The coding region runs from base 316 to 1647 and encodes 443 amino acids.